Messenger RNA from Eruca vesicaria subsp. sativa (arugula), 1065 nucleotides. Lineage: Eukaryota; Viridiplantae; Streptophyta; Magnoliopsida; Brassicales; Brassicaceae. The record is from the annotation of a GenBank genome assembly.
AUGGCUCCGCCGCCGAAGCAGCUUCCGUGUGAACUGGAGGAAGAGAUACUUGUUCGCCUUCCACUUCGAUCUCUUGUUCGGCUCAGAACUGUAUGUCAACGAUGGAACGCUCUCGUGGAAAACCACUUCUCUCGCUGUCGUCCUGGAUUCCUCUUCCUAGGCAGUCCCAAAAACUAUUCGAUAGACAUCAUCAACCCCAACAGCAUCGAUCCUACGAUACAGUUGCAUGAGCUACCCUACUCUGAUAUGCCUUACCCAGAACUACAUUACCGUCGCACCACCAUCAAGGCUUGCGAUGAGCUCUUGCUUUGUAACGAUGAUGGGUAUGGGAGAGUCUUGUCAGCUCUCUGGAAUCCGUGGUUGGGCCAGUUUAAACAGAUUAAGAACGGCGUUGAAAAGUUUCAUUAUAUUGGUUUAGGAUACGAGGUUACUGGUAGAAACAAUAAAGUUUACAAGAUUUUAGGUUACUUUGACGAUGCUGUGCCUGGUAGAGAAGCGUACAGGAGAGUAGCUAUCUACGAGUGUGCGUCUCACGUGUUUAAACAUAUAGACUUACCUAUAAGUAAGUGGCUUAUGUCUGGAGCUAGACGAAAUGUGUCCUUGAAUGGAAAUCUUUAUUGGGUUUCUAAUAAGUACAUCCGAAGCUUUGAUUUCGCCGUGGAUACUUUCCAACCCUUUUGCCUCCUUCCGUGUCAUAAAGAAAAAAGACGUGAUGAACUUCUUCUCCAGGUUUUUAAGGAAGAUCGUUUUUCGUUGUUGAAGCAAAGCUAUGUAACAAGGAAGAUUGACAUUUGGGUAACGAAUAAGAUCGGUAAAAAGGAAGUGGUGUGGACAAAAUUGAUGACUUUGCCAACAACUAACAUUCCAAGGCUAUUUGAACAGCAUUAUGGCACGAGUUACUUCGUCUAUGACAAGACUCUGUUGGUUUGUUGUUGCGAAAAUUCAACUAGUCUGCCUUGCAUCUACAUUGUCAGGGAAGAUCUGUGUAAGCAGAUUUAUAUAGAUUCUGGGAUUUUCCGGUGUUGUCACUGUGUUUACACUCCCGGUUUGAUCCAGGUUCCUUAA